AUGAAAAAAGAAUAACAUCAAUAAAAGAGAGACACUACACUAAUACAGUUGCUAGUAUUAUUGGGUGCUUGCUUCACUAUGGGUAUAGUUUUAUUCAAAGUUGUGGGUUUAAGAGAAGUUUAGAAUGAUUUGUCAUUUGAAUAGGCUUCAUUAAUUUAAGAAUAAACAUACUUAGAGCAAUAAAUAAAAGCAUUACAAAAUUCAUUAACUUAACCUAGCUUUUUAGAAGUCAGAAUGAGUGUGAAUAAGAAAUAGCAUAAAUAAAAAAUAAAUUAGUCUGAACAUAAACAUGUUGAAAUAUAAAAGCCAACAGUAGACAAAAAAGAAUAUGAAUACUUGGAAUUACCUAAUAAAUUGAAAGUCUUGUUAAUAAGAGAUCCAGAAACAAAAUUAACAUAAGCAGCAUUGAAUGUUAAUGCAGGAUCAUGGCAUGAACCAGAUGAGUUUCCUGGUUUAGCUCACUUUUUAGAGCAUAUGUUAUUUUAAGGUUCACAUACCUAUCCAGAAACAAGUUAUUUUGAAUAAUUAGUUGCAAAAGGAGGAGGUUACACAAAUGCAUACACAGAAGGAACUAGAACCAAUUAUUAUUUUACAAUAGAUACAAGUAGAACAAGUGAGGCUUUGAAUGUAUUUGCACACUUUUUUAUAGAUCCUCUUUUAUCAUAAGAGAUGGUCUAAAAGGAAGCAAAUGCAGUAAAUUCUGAGUAUGAAAUAAAUGUAGCAGGAGAUGGAUGGAAAAUAUUGCAUUUAAUGAGUUUAAUGUCAGAUCCUAAACAUCCAAUGAGUAGAUUUACUAUUGGUAAUUUAUAAUCAUUACUUAAACCUCAUGUUGUUGAAGCCUUAAAAAAGUUUCAUGAAUAAUAUUAUUCAUCUAAUUAGAUGGCAUUAGUAAUUAAAAGUUCAUAACCUAUUGAAAUGAUGAAAGAAUUUAUUGAAACAAGUGAAUUUGUAAAAAUUCCAAAUUUGAAAAUAGAAAAACCAUCAUUGGCUCAUUUUGGAUUGCCAAUAAAAGAUGUUGCUAAAUUAGUAAAAUAUCACAUCAAUACAAGAGCAACAACAGUAAUUUACUUUUAUCAAUUAGAAGAUAGUACAAAAUAUUUUGAAACUAAGCCUAUUCAAUUUAUUAAUUCAAUAGUAAGAUCAAGACAUGAUGGAGGAUUAUAUAAUUAUUUAGUAAGUAAAAAUCUCAUUGUUGAUAUGGAUGCUUAACCAUUUUUAGGUAAUAAUGGUUGUUUUUAAUUUUAUUUGAUUGAAGUUGAAUUAAGUGAAACUUUGAUUGGUCAAUAAAAAGAUUAUGCUUUAUAAAUAGGAUAAGCUAUAAUAUCAUAUUUUGAAGAAUAGAUUCAUAAAUUCUAUGAUGAAGAAUAAAAUCCAACAGAUUUCUUAGAAGAAACUUAUAAAACAAAGAAAGCUAUGUCAGAUGUUUAAUUUAAAUAUUUGGAAAAAGAUAUAGAUAUAUUUAAAUUAUCACAUAAUCUAAAUACAUUUCCACCAAAAUAUGUAUUAAAUGCAGAAACUAGUUAUUUUAAAUAUGAUCCUUAAUGCAUUUAUAAUUAUUUAGCUGAUCUAAUGAAUCCCAAUAAUAUGUUAAUUAUGAUUGGAGAUGAUGGAUAUAAAUUGGUUUAAGAGGAAAUUGAAAGUGAAGAAUUAAAGGCAUCCUUUUUAGCAUUUUAAUAGCCUUCAACUUUGUUGUUAUAAUAGAAUUCAGAUGUUAGUGAUGCAGAUUUCAUCACUUAAAGUGAACUCUAAUUUUCUAAUGAUCUUUAUCAUAUAUAAUAUGAUGUAAAACCAAUGGAGAGAGAAAGUUUAGAUUUUAUGAUGCUUGAAAACAUUUCUUUAAAUUUACCAUAAAUUAAUCAUUAUGUUCCAGUUAAUUUAGCUUUUAAGUCUCUCUGUGAUUAAUAACAUAUUUCAUAUAUUUAAUCAGUUGAUUCUGACACUUUAUAUGAUAGAAAAAAUAGAUAGAAUAUAUUUAUAGAGAAUACUCAUAAAAUGCCAUUCUAUUUCACAUCAAAGAAGGAAUGUUAAGAACAUGAAUUUGAAUAUGAAUAAUAUAAUCAUUUUCCAUAAUUGAUUAAGAAAGAUAUAGAAGGUAAAACAUGGUGGAGAUUGGAUAGAUCAUAUAGUCCAACUGUUUAUGCAGGUAUGAAUUUUGAAACAGCUGUUGAUAUGAAAUCUUUAAAGAAAGUGGCAUUAUUAUAAGUGUUUAAUAGUUAUGUUUCUGAUAAUUUAUAUAAAUCACUUUAAUAGUCAUUUGAAGCUGGUUAUGAAUUAUCCUUUGAUUCAUCUAUGAAAGGUUUAUCACUGGAAAUGUAUGGAUGGAGUGAUAAAUUUGAAUAUUUUUAUAAGAAUGUAUUAAGAGAAAUUAAGAAAGAAAUUAGUGAUGAUGAUCUUUUAAACCGAGUAAAAUUAAGUCAAAUCACUGAAUUGAGUAAUACAUUUGAAUAAAAAUUAUUUAUCUAAGCCACUUCUGUUAUAUUACCUACUAUAAUUCAAGGUUAACCAACUCCUUCUUAGAUGAUUGAUGAAAUUAAUUCAGUUACUAAAGCAGAAUUGGCAUAAUUUUAAAAAGAAAUUUUAGAAAAUUUCAGAUUCACAACUUAUUUUACAGGAAAUAUUUUGAGAGAUGAAGUAUAAUCUUUAUAAAGUCAAAUACCUAAAAUUUUUGAUGAAUCUACAUCUCACAUUAGAAUACAGAAUCAUAUUACAUAAGUAUCAGAUCUUAGUCGUAAGUCUAUUGUAUAUUCAUUGAUCUCUAAAUCUACCAAUUAAUUAGAUACAAAUGGAGUGACUCUCAAUUAUUAUUAAAUUGGUUAUAGAGAUUAGAAGCAAUUAGCUAUGAUGAAUUUAUUAUAUAAGAUUCUUCAUAAUGCAGCAUACGCCUAUUUACGUACAUAAUUGUAAUUAGGUUAUGUUGUAAGUGUCAAGUUUAAACCUGUUGGUUGUUUGGAUAGUGCUUAAAUUUUGGUUUAAGGAACAGCAAAACCUCCUUAUAUUGUGAAUUAACAUAUAGAAGAGUUUUUAAUUAAUUAUGGAAGAGAGUUGAAAGAGAUGACAGAUCAAUAAUUUGAAGAACUCAAAGCCACUACUGUAAUAUUUAUAUUAAUAAUAAUUUUUAGAUUUCUGGAUUAAAGGAAGUUGAGAAGAAUCUAAAAGAGAAGGCUAGAAACACUUGGUCACAUAUUAAGAAUAAUGAUUUGGCAUUUGAAGAAAAAGAUAUUGCUGCAUAAUAUAUAGGUAUGGUUACCAAAUAAGAUCUGUUUUAAUUUUAUGACAAAGUUUUCACUUCAGGAAAGCUAUCCCUUUAAGUUUAUGGGCAAGGAAUGAUUACUUAAACGAUGGGAAUUAAUGUUGAUGAUUUAGCCAAUAAAGUGAAAAGUAAUUCUCUAUCGAAAGAACAAACAUUUGCUGUCAGAGAUGAAGUCACAGUUUCUACCUCUGAUGAUUUCAAGCAAAGAAUCACUUCAAAUUAUAAUUGCAAUUACAAGAUAAGUAAUAUUUGAA
Molecule: messenger RNA, 3504 nt
Organism: Paramecium pentaurelia
Lineage: Eukaryota; Ciliophora; Oligohymenophorea; Peniculida; Parameciidae
Source: the annotation of a GenBank genome assembly